This is a messenger RNA of Neurospora hispaniola, 1761 nucleotides long. Its product is annotated as cytochrome P450. The record is from RefSeq and is a predicted model, not a curated record. Lineage: Eukaryota; Fungi; Ascomycota; Sordariomycetes; Sordariales; Sordariaceae. The transcript is spliced from 4 exons. The coding region runs from base 1 to 1761 and encodes 586 amino acids. Gene Ontology annotation, molecular function: heme binding; iron ion binding; monooxygenase activity.
AUGGCCUCAACAACAGCCUUUCUCCCCCGCCUCACCACCAUCACCUUCUCCUCCCCAACUCAACCCCUCCUCAUCAUGUUUCUCCUCUCCUUACUCACCCUCUAUACCAUCUACAUCGCUAUUUACCGCCUCUACCUCAGUCCUCUCGCCGACAUCCCCGGUCCCCGACUUGCCGCGCUGACACAAUGGUACGAAUUUUACUACGAAGUCAUCCUGCACGGCCAGUACACCUUCAAGAUCAUCGAGCUGCACAAGCAGUACGGGCCCAUUAUCCGGAUCAACCCGUGGGAGGUACACAUUGCGGAUCCAGAUUUCCACAGGGUGUUGUUGCCAACAAAUACAAAUCGACGGAGACAUCGGACGCCGUUUUUCACGAAGCAGUUUGGGGCUGAUGAAAGUAUCGUGGCUACCAAUGAUCAUGAUCUCCAUAAGCUUCGGAGAUCAGCGGUUGGCCCUUUCUUUUCGACGCAAAACACGAGAGCGCUACAGCCGGUUAUCGAGGAGAGGGUUGAUGCAUUGUUGGCCAGGCUUCGAGAGCAUGGGAAGACGAAGAAGGAUAUUCCGUUGAAUAUGAUGUAUGCGUAUUCGGCUACGUCUUACGACAUCAUCAGUGAAUACUGCUUUGCCAAAUCUGAGCAUGCUGUGGAGGACCCCGACUUCCGCGCCGAGAUCACCAACGCGAUCUUGACAGGUUCCAACUACGGGAAAAUCUUCCAACACUUCCCUUUCCUCGUCCCCUUCCUCGCUUCGAUCCCACCAAGGAUUCUCGCCGCCAUUUCCCCCUUCUACCGCACCUUCCUCCACCUCCGCGCCUGCAUCACGGCCCAGAUCGGCGAAAUCGAAGAGUCUCUCCGCUCCGAGGAAGGCAAGAACGCCCACCUCGACAUCCCCCAUCCCACCAUCUUCCACUCCUUCGUCAACACGGAAGCACUCCCUCCUAUCGAAAAGUCCGUACCGCGGAUUGCCCAAGAAGGCCAGGUCCUUGUGCAAGCAGGCACAGUAACCACCUCAUGGGCCCUGACCAUCUCAACUUUCCACCUUCUGGACCAACACGCCACAGCUCUCGCCAAACUGCGCAAAGAGUUAAGGGAAGCCCUCCCCGAUGACGCCAACGAGCCCAUCGAGCUUGCUCGACUCGAACAACUCCCCUAUCUCCGCGCAGUAAUCAAGGAGAGCAUGCGUCUCAGCGUUGGCGCAUCGGGUCGAACCACGCGCGUGGCGCCUGACGAAACACUGCGGUUCAAGCCCUCCAAGUUAUGUCUGCGAUGCUAUCCAGACCAGCUGAAGACGACAGAAGACAAGGAAAAGGAGUGGCUGCUUCCUCCUGGGACGGAGAUUUCAAUGACGAGCUAUCAGAUUACUACGAACCCGGAGAUCUUUCCGGAUCCGCACGCUUUUGUGCCGGAGAGGUGGUCGGGGAAGGAGAAUGAGAUGAGGCUGGAGAAGUACAUGGCGGUGUUUGGACACGGGGCGAGGGUUUGUUUGGGGAUGCAAUUGGCGUAUGCGGAGAUGUAUUUGAUGUUGAGUAAGAUGUGGAGGGUUUGGGAGGGUGGGCCGCAGGUUGGUGGCGGGGAGGAGGAGGAUGGUAAGGAGGAGGAGGAGGUGGAAGAAAAGAAGGGAAGAAGAGAUGGUCGGACGGUGGGUAGGUUGAGGUUGGCUGAGGGAGUGACGGUUAGAGAUGCGGAGAUGGCGGAGGACUGGUUCAUUCCUGUGCCUUAUAGAGGGAGUAAGGGGGUUAGAGUGUACUUUGAGAGUUUCUAA